Messenger RNA from Adineta steineri, 3582 nucleotides. The record is from the annotation of a GenBank genome assembly. Lineage: Eukaryota; Metazoa; Rotifera; Eurotatoria; Adinetida; Adinetidae.
AUGGUUUCCAAUUCAAACACAUGGCGACCUUUUUACAAUCUUUAUAAUACAGAUACGAAGACGAAUGAUUUUGAUCAUGAUUGUUUCCAUUCACCAAUAACUGAGACAAAUCAUAUAGAUGACGUGGAGUAUAUAGUCGAACAAAUUGUUGAAUAUUGUAUUCGAACAUCUUUGAAGGAAAUAAUCGAUGUUAAUGAAAAAUCAAUAUCAUCUAAAUUAACUUUUGAUGAAUUAAAAAAGAAUAAUAUAACAUCUACAGAUCUAAUGCAAUGGUCAAGUCCUAUUGAUCUUAUCGAACGUUACGAAUACUUUCUGCAAAUAAACACAUCUUCAUCAGCUGAAGUAUUUUACAAUUGUACUCCACCAUGGUUUGGAUCAAUUUGUCAAUAUAGAUUUGUUUUAAACCAAUCAUUUUCAUCUUUUAUUCAAAUGAGAAUUGACGAGCGUGAAUUUUUCGAUAAUAAAACAACAGUAACCUGUUAUAUACAUAUGAAAUGUAGCAAUCAUUCAUUUCUAACGUGUCUUGAUUGGCGUGAAAUAUGUGAUGGAAAAGUGAACUGUUUUGAUGAUGGUGAAGAUGAAAAAUAUUGUGCUGAACUUGAAUUGAAUCAAUGUGAAGAAAACGAAUAUCAAUGUCGAAAUGGUAUGUGUGUGAAUAUAGACUUCGUGUCAGAUGAAAAUCUUUCAUGGCAUACCGAUUUUAGUCCAGAGUGUUUGGAUGGAUCGGAUGAAAGUUAUAGUAGAAGCCUCAUUGAAUGUGGGAGAGACUCAUCUUUUAUAUGUGAAGAUGUUCUUUGUAAACAAUAUACCGAUUUUAAUUGUGGAAAUGGAAAUUGUUAUGAUGUGAGUGAACGUCCAGCAUUUGUUCACUGUACAAACUAUCGAGAUAAAGAAAUUAAUUAUGUGUUUGACUGGAACAAUCCGAUGGAUACACGAUAUCCUCUUUGUUUCAAAAUUGUUAUGUGUGUGUCAUACCCAUUUUUCUGGGGCGACGACUUUGAUAAAUAUUGUAAAAACUUCUGCAAUAACCAAGAAGAAUGUCAAAUACAUACUGUUAAAAAUUGUCCAUCUGCAUUCAUUGCACCAACAUUUCCAAUUUGGGAUGGUCAUGUGAGAUUCGGCUAUUUUUCUAAUUCAACAUCUAUCAAAUAUUUCGGAUAUGAACCUGACUUUGUAUGUUACAACAAAGAUCUUUGUCCAUUUCUCAUUCCAACAUUCACAUUCGAUAAUUAUACAUGUUUACAUACUGAGCAAUUGAAUUUAACAUUAAUGGACAACAUAUAUAAAACAUUUAGGGGAUGUAUUCAACUCUUUCAAAAUACUAAUGAUAUCACUUGUUUCAAUCCAACUGCAGUACGUUGCUUAGGAACAAAUAAAUGUAUACCUAAGCAUCGAAUUAUGGAUGGAUUUCCGGAUUGUUAUAAUGCUUUUGAUGAGUCAAUUGCAGCUAAUUCCUGUGCAUUGAAUGAUAAACAUCGUUUCCAAUGUCCAGAUGAACAGAAAUGUCUCUCACCUGCACUUGUGAAUGAUGGAUGGAAGGACUGUAUUAAUGGAAUAGAUGAGACUACGGCUAGUGAUGUGGUAGCUACAAUUCAUCACCUCCUUUUCUCUUCUUUUUGUAAUGGAGUGGUUGAGAUAGUUCCUAUAGAAAAUGAAACUGAUGAAAAUGAUUGUGAAGAAUGGCCUUGUAUAAAUCAAUAUACACUUUGUAAUGGGCAAUGGAAUUGUCCAAAAGGAGAUGACGAAAUCAAUUGUUCAUCAAGUUUUCAAUGUCCUGCAAAUCAUCAUCCUUGUUUGUCUCCAAAGAGUCGCAAAAUGGAUUGUUUGCAUAUAAAUCGUAUUGAAGAUGGUAAUAUUGAUUGUCUUGGAUCAACAGAUGAACGAUCUUAUUGUAGAUUACAACAUCCAAUAGAAUUUUUGAAGCGUUAUCGCUGUUGGAAUGAUACAACAUGUACUUCAAUUACCGAUGCCUGUGAUCGUUGCGAUAAAUCCAACGAAUUUGAUCAAAUAUGUGAUAAAACUACUGACAAAUAUCGAGACAUUAAGAAUUAUUUAGAUAAUAUAGACAGUUUUGGUAAGACUAGAAAACAACCAUUCUGUCAUAAAUCAUCACUUAGUUUUCCUCCAGCUCAAUCUCCACUACCAGUUCAUAAGCAGAUACAAAAUGAUAUGAUAAAAACUGAGAAAAUGUCUACAGUUAAGCAGAAUAAUGAUUCAAGAUUAUGGUUAUGCAAUAAAGGAUUUGUAAUUCUCGUCGGUAAAAAUGAGACAGAACAAUGUCUUUGCCCAGAAACUUAUUAUGGUGAUCUUUGCCAAUAUCAAAAUCAGCGUGUUAGUCUCACUAUUCGAUUACGUCAAGAAAAUUUAAAAAAUAUAAAUGUAAUUGGUAUUAUUAUUAGACUUGUUGAUUAUACUGGUUUUGUUCAUUCUUAUGAACAAAUGACAUAUAAAUCCAUAAUUAGUUGUAAUUGGAAAUAUAAUAUGCAUUUACUUUAUCAAAAUCGUCCGAAAGAUAUGACAAAGAAUUAUACAAUCUAUAUUGAUGCAUAUGAUAAAGUAAAACUUGCUUAUCAUACGAGUUGGAUAUUUCCAGUCCAAUUUCUUUUUAUGCCUGUUAAUCGUAUGAGCCUUCAAUUGAUAAUCCCAGCACAGCAAGAUUGUUACUUGUUAUGCAGUGACAAAUAUCUAAAAUCAUUAACAAAUGAUAAUAUGCAAUCUUGCCGAUGCUUAAAUUGGGUAAAUUCAUUUUCUACGAUACAACACAAGUGUGAUUGUUCAUCAGACUCGAUGUGUAUUGGUUUUAAAGGAAAUCGAUCGAUUUGUCUAUGCUCUUUAAACAAAACAGGACCUCGAUGUUAUCUUAAUUCACUCUGUCAAAUGAAUAACACAUGUAUAAACAACGGUAUUUGUGUACCACAUGAUUAUCGACAAUCUUCAAUUAACUUUACAUGUGUUUGUCCAGAUGGAUUCUCUGGCGAAUUUUGUGAAAAGACAGAUGUACGAAUAGAUAUCUCAUUUUCUAAUGUUGAAGCUCCACAAUCUCUAUUUGUUCACUUUAUCAACGUUCUAUCAAGUAAUGAUCGAAGCAAAACCUUAGAUCCUGCUCGAAUAACUAUGUUCAAGAAAAUUCUAUUCAAUCAAAAAACAAUAUCUUUUAAUAUGCCACAAUCCUUUCAUCUUGUUUUCGUUGAAUUUGAUCAUAUGUAUUAUUUUAUUAUUCUUCAGCAUGAGCAUAGAUCUUCAGUUGUUUUUUCUACACAAAUCUCUCAAUCACAACGUUGUCGGUACAUACAAGAAGUAUUGGAUAAAGACAAAUUAGGAUAUUCACCUCUUCGUCGUGUAAAAUACUAUCACGAUAUAUGUCAAAAUCAUUCUGAUCUUACUUGUUUUCAUGAUAAUUAUACAUUUAUGUGUUUAUGUACAGAACAAAGACAAGCGAAUUGUUUUCAUUUUAAUUUUACUAUGACUUACGACUGCAAAGGCCGAAAUGACUGCCAACAUGAUGGACAAUGUUUUCAAGACGAUCCACAUUGUGCAAAACAAAAAAUGUGUGUUUGUCAAGAAUGUUUUUAUGGUGAUAAA